CUCCAAUUAGAAAAAAGAAACAUAUUCCCUUCUGCCAAUACGAAUUUUGCCAAAAAAGAUAACAAAACCUAUUCCCUUUCGACAGUCUCCGGCCUGCAAAAUCGCUCCAGUUAACAGUCUCUGGUUAACAAAAUCGCUGCGGCCUGUGACAGUCUCCGCCCUGCCACAGCUCCGACGAUCUUCUUCCCAAAUCCCAGGUUUCAAGAUUGCUGCAGAAAUCAUUAUUCUCCUUUACUUUCUUGUCUUGAUCGGAGAAAAAUUCUUCUUACCAGUGCAGGACUGUCUGUAGAGAUUCAAUGAGCCUAGCAUGUUACUGCAGAUCUUAGGAUUGCUUGCAAACAUGGUCUGCCAUAUAAGUGAAUUUCUAGAGGAAAAGCUACUUCAUAUUAAUAUUGACUCACCUCUGGUUUCUCAAAUAUCAAGUCAUCAGGGGCAAAAGGAACCAUGUAGGAUGGCAGAUCACAUCGUAGUAUUGCCUGCAAAAUUGAUAGAAUUAAUCAGCAGGAUGAAUGAUGAGUCACAUGUACAUAUCAUAGGAAAAAAGCUACAUACUAGAUCCUUGCUUAGUCUAGCCAGCUCCGCAUUGGAUAGCAAUACCUGAACCAAUUUCUCUGGCAACCAACAUGGUCUCUUGCCUAUACCUUGUGUUACGAUAUUGGAAAACAAGAAGAAAAUUGACACCUAAGGCUUGGAGCAGAGGAGAAGAGAGGACAAGGGGAGUUCAAUAAUUCGGAUAAAGCUAAGGUGUACCCAAGCAAAUCGAAACAAUAUGGCCAAUCAAAGUUGGAUGAGCAGGUUGUAAAUGGGAUAGUGCCUACACGAGCACAAAUUUUCAUAUUAACUCAUACAAAACGUAAGGAUGGUAGACUACUGGAUGAUCAUUCUGUCAAGGCAAUCGAAUGGUAAAUGAAAGGAUGAGCAAUAGUGAGAGCUCUACUGACCAACCUCCUCACAGUGUUGCUUGGAAAGGCGAUGUGUAUUCCCAAGUAUUCGAAAAUGACAAAUAUGGGUAUGUUCGUGGUUUAGGACUUGGUCCAACUCCUUCUGUUCUAUGGGGUAAUAGGUCUUCCUUAGGAAAUAUUGUUGCAGAUGAUUCUUCUAAUGAGGUUAUACAAAUAUUAGAACAGGAGAUAGUCAAGUUAAAGGAGAAACAAAAUGAAGAAAUGAAUAUGAUGAAACAAAAUCAGGAGAAGAUGCAAUCAGAAUUACUCCAAAUGAGACAAUUCAUGCGCAGAUAUGCUCCUAAUGUAUCUAUGACUCAAAGUAGCAAUGGCACCUCAUGUGAACAAAUCCCUGAUGCCAACAUUGGACAUGAACGAGUACCACAAACAUCAAGGAUACCUAGUGUUGCUGAAAAUGCUCAACCUUCUCACGGUACUACUCAUCUUUGUGCCAAAGGAGACGGAAGAGCCAAUAUUGAAUUGAUUACAAACCUUUUCCACAUGUUGCUGGGCAGGCUCUUCACAACAGUGUCUUACCCAGGGAAUUCUGCUGCAUAUGAGUGAGCUUUGAAUUCCUGUUGUACACGGGGGCCAAUGUUAUCUGAAGGAAAGAUAGUAGUAAGUGGUUAUCACAUGCACAAAUGAAAGGAGAAAUACUUGUAUGGAAUUUGAGUUGUCUUAGAGGCUGGUGAAGAAAUGACAUCCCCAAUUACACACAAUGACUUGUUUAUGAAUUGUGACAGUGAUGGAAUCUUCAAGAUAUUUUUUCACAUUGUAUUUUAUCUUCUGACACAGUUAUUUUAUAAUUUCAGAUCAUACAGUUUGAUGUUCGAUAAUUUAGCAGGUGGAAUAUUUCAAAAUGAUGAAAAGUUGCGGAAAUCAUUUGAAUACCAUCAUUCGUCUGGAUUAGUUAUAUAAUGACAUUAGCUAUUUCCUUCAAACAAUGUAAGUUUAGUUACUAUGACAUCAAUAUUAGUAAUUCCUUAUGUUUGUUAACAUUUAAUGAGAUAUAUUAUGUUUCUUUUGAAUUAA
Messenger RNA from Nicotiana tabacum (common tobacco), 1973 nucleotides. RefSeq lists its product as uncharacterized. Lineage: Eukaryota; Viridiplantae; Streptophyta; Magnoliopsida; Solanales; Solanaceae. The record is from RefSeq and is a predicted model, not a curated record.